UUGUAGAGAUCAUCGCUGGAUCCAGGCGGUUGUGUCGAUCUCCGCUCCAAUUGGAGACAGGGGCCAAACCAUGGCGGAGAAGGCUCAAAAGAGUGUGAAGAUUGCUCCUGGAGCAGUUGUGUGUGUAGAAAGUGAAAUCCGGGGUGAUGUAACUAUAGGACCUAGGACAGUGAUCCACCCUAAAGCGAGGAUUAUUGCCGAAGCCGGGCCGAUAGUGAUUGGUGAAGGUAACCUCAUAGAAGAACAGGCGCUUAUCAUAAAUGCUCACCCUGAUAAUAUCACCCCUGAUGCUGAAGAUCCAGAACCGAAACCUAUGAUCAUUGGCACCAAUAAUGUGUUUGAAGUUGGCUGUUAUUCCCAAGCCAUGAAAAUGGGAGAUAAUAAUGUUAUUGAAUCAAAAGCAUAUGUGGGCAAAAACGUAAUAUUGACAAGUGGUUGCAUCAUUGGGGCUUGCUGCAACCUGAAUACGUUUGAAGUCAUCCCUGAGAAUACAGUGAUCUAUGGUGCAGACUGCCUUCGUCGGGUGCAGACUGAGCGACCACAGCCCCAGACACUGCAGCUGGAUUUCCUGAUGAAAAUCUUGCCAAACUACCACCACCUAAAGAAGACUAUGAAAGGAAACUCAACUCCAGUUAAGAACUAAGAACAAUACAUGACAUCAAGAUAACAGUUUGUCUUUGACCACUGUCUUUUGAAAGGGCCAGUGUUCAUGCACUCUUAGCAGUUCCCAGAAUAACACAUGUUGAGUUUAUUUUGUAAAAUUGAGUGAGAGAGGAAGGUAAUGGAUUUUCACUGUAACUGUCCUCUAUAAUUUAUAUAAAAUGCAUUAUUUUCCUAUAUCCUUGCUCCUUUUCUGAGAAUUUACAGGUUUGGUUUAUUUUUCUUUUGUCAUAUAAAAUGCUGGCCAUGGAUUUUAGUUGUAUAAAAGAUUCCCCGUGAUAAGAAAGGACAUAUUGUUAUGUAUUUAUAUUCUAGCAUAUAUUGUACUAAAUAAAAAUGCUAAUGACAGGACUUUAGUGAACAUACUUUAGUCGAUUUUUCUACUUGUGUUAACUUUCCCAAAAUAGAUCUUUUCAUUUUUAUUGCAUACUAGCUAUAUUAAAACUAAUGUGUUUAUCUUCUC
This is a messenger RNA of Zalophus californianus (California sea lion), 1123 nucleotides long. It is a transcript of the gene DCTN6, whose product is annotated as dynactin subunit 6. The transcript has 7 exons. Lineage: Eukaryota; Metazoa; Chordata; Mammalia; Carnivora; Otariidae. The record is from RefSeq and is a predicted model, not a curated record. Gene Ontology annotation, biological process: mitotic spindle organization. Gene Ontology annotation, cellular component: dynactin complex. Gene Ontology annotation, molecular function: dynein complex binding. Bases 71 to 643 code for a protein of 190 amino acids.